UUUGUCACUUAACAGGAUCAUCUCAUCACAGUAACACAUAUUCUUUUAAUAUAACAUUAUGUCGUUAUUUUAGUAAUUAAAAAAUAAUAAUAUGUAUAAAUAUAUUUAAUUAUUAAUUGAUAUUGUUAAUAAUCAUACUAUAUCAACAAUUUAGUAAGACAAACCAGUUUCAUAUAUAAGGCUAUGGCGACUUUAAAAUUUUUGCUAUUCAUUUUUGUGCUCACCAGCAGUGGCAAUUUGUUUACUUCUGCACAUACACGUAGUUGCUUCGACUGCGUUCCAAUUAGUUCGUGCGAAACAGCCCUUAACAUCGCACGUAGACUUCGUGAUGGUACUCUGUCCAAUGAAAGCCGACAAGUUUAUUCCAAAUCCAUAUGUGGUAUACAUAAUGGUAUGCCAAAGGUAUGCUGUUCAGACUAUUCUGCGAUACCGAUGGAAGUACGUACAACGUUACUUCGUGCUGCUGAUUCCAUUGAAAAUGAACCAACUUCUGCUGAUGCCAUUGAAAAUCAUCGGAACGUUGGUCUGCUACCAACCUCCUGUGGAGAUAGCGACGUCGCGCGCAUCGUCAACGGGAAAGAAGCUAAGCUGUACGAGUUACCCUGGAUGGUGCUCAUCGCUUAUAACACAAGGGCAGGUACGGACUUUCGUUGCGGAGGGAGUAUAAUAAAUUCAAGAUAUAUAUUAACAGCUGCGCACUGUGUUAUCGCUAAUGGUAUGUACACGAAGAUAGCCUACGCGCGCAUUGGGGAGUUAGAUUAUAACAAUGAAGCGGACUGUCAAGGAUACGGCAAUAAUGUGAUUUGUGAGACUAAUAUUCAGGAUAUCCGCGUGGAAAAAAUAAUACCCCAUGAGAAUUAUAAUGAACAUGAAGCAACAGCAGACAUUGCACUACUCCGCCUUAACGAAACUAUAACUAUGUACAAAAACGCAGCUCCAAUAUGUCUGCCAUUGUAUGCUGACCUGCGCGACAUUAACCUCGAUGGCUACAAUGGGACUGUGGCUGGCUGGGGUAUCACGGAGAAGCACAGUUAUUCGUCUAAACUGAUGAAAGUCCAAAUUCCAAUCAAAACAGGAGCCAACUGCAACUCUUACUUCAAUCAAUAUACCCAGAAAGUCCACAUAGAAAAAACCUUAUGCGCCGGUGCAAUAGAUAAGGACUCUUGCGAUGGCGACUCUGGCGGCCCUCUUAUGGUAUUGUCAGACUUUAAUGGAUCGUUACGACUCGUUCAAUACGGCAUUGUUUCUUUUGGUCCUAGAACUUGUGGGUCAGAGUAUCCUGGAGUUUAUACAGAUGUUUCAAAGUAUAUGGAUUGGAUAUUAGACAAUAUUAAAGAAUAACGAACAUAAUCCUAGAAUUUUAUUUUCCCCCCUCAAUAUAUUUUUUUCCUUAUGUACUUCUAG
Bicyclus anynana (squinting bush brown) is the source of this 1404-nucleotide messenger RNA. Its product is annotated as phenoloxidase-activating factor 3. The transcript has 7 exons. Bases 184 to 1341 code for a protein of 385 amino acids. Gene Ontology annotation, biological process: proteolysis. The record is from RefSeq and is a predicted model, not a curated record. Gene Ontology annotation, molecular function: serine-type endopeptidase activity. NCBI's taxonomy places the organism in Eukaryota, Metazoa, Arthropoda, Insecta, Lepidoptera, Nymphalidae.